Messenger RNA from Anisakis simplex (herring worm), 264 nucleotides. The record is from the annotation of a GenBank genome assembly. Lineage: Eukaryota; Metazoa; Nematoda; Chromadorea; Rhabditida; Anisakidae.
AUGGAAGAUCCACUGGAUGUGAUUAGCGCUGAUAAGGAGAAUGAACGGAGAAUGAGCAUCGAGAGAAUUUACCAGAAGAAGUCUCAGCUUGAGCAUAUCCUUCUGCGACCUGAUACGUACAUUGGAUCCGUAGAAUACACAGACCGAGCGGUGAGUUUUUCCAAUCAAAUGCAAUUGAAUUUGGUUUCUGAUACAUUCCAAGAUUGUCUGAUCUCCACUCUAAUUAGUUCUUUUGGACUAGAACUAGACCUUUUUAGAAAUUAA